Metopolophium dirhodum (rose-grain aphid) is the source of this 2621-nucleotide messenger RNA. RefSeq names its product heat shock factor-binding protein 1. The coding region runs from base 361 to 615 and encodes 84 amino acids. The record is from RefSeq and is a predicted model, not a curated record. Gene Ontology annotation, biological process: cellular heat acclimation. NCBI's taxonomy places the organism in Eukaryota, Metazoa, Arthropoda, Insecta, Hemiptera, Aphididae. Gene Ontology annotation, molecular function: transcription corepressor activity. Gene Ontology annotation, cellular component: cytosol; nucleus. The transcript is spliced from 3 exons.
CAUACCGUUUAAUGUUUACACGGACGUGAAAUACUUUUAUCAAAAUACCUACUAUCAUAAUUUCGUUUAAAUUAUUUGCUUUUGUAUUAUAGAUGAUAAUAAUAAAUAACGUUUUGAUGUUUCGGUGACGGAUAAUAAUAAUAAUAAUAAUAUGUACUAAUUAAUUAUUGUCGUUCACACGUUUUAUUUUAUUUAUUAUCGACACUCACGAACACACUCACACUCACUCACUUGCAUACCGUCGUCGACAUUAAUUGUCUCGUGUGCAGCCAGAGAUCAUUCGACGACGUUCGAAGCUCAGAAGCGAAGUGACCAGCUUUGUGUACCCCAUUUGAAACUGACCGAUAAACGACGGGCACGAUGAACGAUUACACCGCCAAGGACUUGAGUGACAAUGAACCAGAAGACAAUGAAAACAAUGACAACGACAAACGUGCAUUUGAUGAGAUGAACAGUCAAAUUCAACUUGUUCUACAAGAUAUGAAAGACAAAUUCCAAAUUAUGUCUGAUCAAAUAUUGUCGAGAAUAGAUGAUAUGGGUGCACGUAUCGAUGAUUUAGAGAAGAAUAUUUCUGACUUGAUGAUCCACGCUGGUCUCGAAACUCCAGACAAAUGAUAUUUAGAAUACUAUCGUAUUACAAGAAAUGAAUAGGUCACUUAAUAUUAACAAGAUUAUAUAUAUAUAUAUAUAUAUAAACUUAGGACCUACAUAAUUAUUUGAAAUAUGAUUAAAAUUAAAACAAGGUAAACUUAAGUGUAUCAUUGUCUAUAGACUAUAAGUAUCUCUAUACUCUGUCUAGCAAGAAAACAAACGGCAGUCCAAUAAAAAUUGGUUCUUCUGUACAUCCUUGCGCAUCAACCUACUAUAGUGAAACUGGUCUCGAAGGCAGGUUGUCGAUUCAAUAUGCGCAGAAUUGCCUUGUUCUCUUGCUGGACAGAGUGUAUUAUAUAUAUUAAUACCUAUAUAUUAUAAUAUGUGUAUUUCGUUUUUUUAUAUACUAUCUAUCAGUCUUCUGCGAUAAUAAAACUUAAAUAUAAAAUUAUAUGAUAGAUCCAUACUAGUUGUAUAUCUAUACUCUAUUCAGCUUAUGAAUGGCCAGUUAGAUAAACUUAAAUGCGUUGCAACUGCGCAUCUAUUCCCAAUACCGGUACGCAUAAACACAGCUGCCUCUACUCUAAACUGAAUAGACCUAUAGACCUAUAAUUAUGUUCUUUCCAUUAGUUGAAUUUAUUCAACUCAUAUUGACCAAUAUUUAACUUAUUAAAGCUAAAAACAGCUCAAACCUGUAAAUUAUUUUUAAGGAAUUUUCACUCAUUAGUAAAUGUUAGUAUUUCUUUAUAUACUAAAUAUAAUUUACCUGAUACACAGAUUAAUUUAUUCAACUUCAGAAAUAUAGUUUUCUUUUCUUACAAAAAAUAUUAUACUUUUAUUUUAAACACACGUUGUAGUAUUUAGAGAUUAUUAUAUCAAGAGGAUUUAAUACAAACUGUUUUUAAGUUCAAUAAAGGACAUUUUCUAACUUAAUGCAUUUAAAUAUGUGAGUAAUAUGUAAUAAUUAAAUGAGAUGUGAGGCACUUACAUGUCAAUAUGUAAUAUUUUUUGCUUUUUACUAGAUGCGUAUACUUUAUCAAACCAACAAAAUUUGUAAUGCGAUAAGCAAAAUCUAAAAACAAAUUAAAUUAAAUUCUUUAUGAAGUUUGAGAUGAAUAAUCCUACUCUUGUGAUUAUUUUUUUUCAAUAUUGUAAAAUCAUUAAAAAUUCUUCAUUUUUUCAAUUUAAAAAUAAAAGUUAAAGAAAAGGUUUGAGUUGAAAUUGAAAACGUUUUGUUAUCAAUAUCACUAAACUCCAUAAUGAGUUUAAUUAAAUUUCAGUUUUUACAUAAAUACAAUAAACAAAUUAUAGACAUUUUUUCAUACAGUCGGUACUUAAUCCUCUUAAUGUUUUCAAAAUAUAUGAUUAUUAUAGCUUAAUCAAUCUCAUUACAACAUUGUACAAUGACUGAGAAUCAUUUAACAUUUUUUUAAGAGCUAUAGGUAUGGUAUAAAAUUUAAUUUAAGUAGGCAUUUUAAUGUAAGUUAAUUGGCAGAAAUAUUAAAUUUUCAGUUGUUUUUAAACAAUUUCUGCAUAUUAUUAUAUUUCUGUUAUUAGAAUAAACAAAAUUGUAUGAACCAACAGUCUUUAUUUGAAUAAACUACCUAUAUGUAAAAAAUAUUUUAUUUGGCUCCUAAUUUAUUUGUAAAAAAAAAUGUCAUGAAGAGUUUUUCUAGAUAAGUAUAAUGAAAAAAAUAUAAUUGUUGUGUUGUCUAAUUUACAUUAUAAUUAUAUGAGUAGUUUAAAUUACACAACUUUAUUUUGUAUGCAAAUUGUGUGGUUGAACAUUUGAACAUAAUAUGACAUCAUUGGAAUUCUAUAUUAUUAAUGUAGUCAAUAAUGCAGAACCUAUUAUCUAAUUAAGUUUAUUAAAUAAUAAACAUUACAUUUAAUUUAAUUUUAAGCGCAUGUGCUUGAUUUUAAUAAUAUAUAAAACAGAGUUUAUAAUGUUAAGCUUAGUCAUUCUCUUUAUAUACCUAUUAUAUUAUGUAUUUGUUACAGUUGAUUACUAUUACAUUUAUCCUUAUAUU